AUGGAGGUGACUGAUUUCAUCUUCAAAGAAAGAGAGGAGGUUCUCCUCGUGGGAGAUUACAAUGCCUACCGGGCGCACACCACCAGAAAAUUGCAGAAACUCCGCAAGAAGCUUGGACAAGCCACUGUCAAAGGCCGCAAGUAUACUGCCAAACCAGCUGUGACUGCUGAGAAUGUUGGAACCAAUGUGUCAUACGUACACCUUCUCCUUCUCGGUUCCGAACGAGCUUGGGCACAAGCAAUGCAUAUGAAGUCGACUCACUCAGCAGAUCCCUCCGCCAAGGCCAUCUCUGGCGCUGCCAGGCGUCACAUUAUUUCCCGAUUGACCAAGGCAACCGGCUAUGCGAAGCAACUCGUCUCGCUGCUCCACGAACAAUCAUCUACCGGAGCGAGCGAUAUCGAUAUUUUGGAAACUCGUGCUUAUGCGGCAAUGAUCUCUGGCACUCUUUGGCUAGAAAAGCGGAGAUGGGAGCACUGUCUCCAUGACUAUUCUAUCGCCAGAGUCAUCUACACGGCUUUAGGCCAAAGUGUUAAGAAAGACGCUUAUCGGGAUCUGCUCUCAGGAACCGUUGACCCAAGUAUCCGAUACGCUGCUUACCAGAUGAAGCUUCCUCGCUCCAAACCUACCUCAUCGCUGGCUAUUGAAUUCUUCCCGUCUGAUUUGGCUAUUCGAGCCGAGGUUGAGAAGAUUGAUCCCUCUUGUCUUGCCGAAGAAGCAGCUGGAACCCGACGAACUGCAGAGGGCGAGGUGCAAGAAUUACCCCAAUCUGUCACUUGGAGGUCGCAUACUGUUCCACUGGACGACGCUUCCAUUUCCCAGUCUCUAGCUGCUGCUUCGGCGGCGGAGGCUCGUCUCACUGCUUGGCUGGCAGGUGCUGGAAAGUCUGCUGCUCCUAAGGAAAAAGCCGCUGCGUAUGACAAUGUUAUUAUUGCCAGUCAGGAUGCUGUCGAUGCUACCAAAACCGCCAUUGAUGAUCUGGCUAGUGAGGGCGUUGAUCCCAGCGACAAGAGAAUGCAGGCUCUUCAAAUUACUCGGACUGCCGUGAACUACACCCUGGUCGGAUGGCGAGUGGGCCGUAAUCGUGUACUGUGUGGAGAGAAUGAUGGUCUAUCGUUCGAGGAACAGCAAGCCUCGGCGAAUGGAAAGGAUGCUGCGAAGCAUACUGUAGGCAACGGGAAGAAGUUGAACAAGCUGCGCGAGCGUGUUGUGCUCUACGACUCGACCCUUCAGAGCUUGGAGUACAUUCUCGAACUACCAGGUGUUGCAGCCGAUUCUGCUUUCGUGAAGGACCUUGAAGCAAAGCGACUCUACUUCCGAGCGCUCAGAUGUCUUUCCCUAGCAAGGUCCCAUGGUGUUCUUGCAAAGUCUAAGGAAGCCCUUGCUCUAUUCUCCCUGGCCUCAACUCUUGCUAGCUCCGCUAUCCCUCAAUCCUCAGAUAACUUCGAGGGCCCUCCGAAACUCGACGUCUCUCGGGAUCAGUUCAGUGCUCUGGCAUCGACAUUGCAAGAACUGGUUGCUCAAUACCGUGGUCUGGUCACUUUGGAGCAAGUCACCGCCGAAGAAGCAUCACAAUCAAGCCAACGUCCAGUGGUGGAGCGACUGCAACAGUUCGCUGGAUCUGAGGUGGAUCUCCACAACCUGGUGCCAUUCCCACCGCAAAUGCAACCCAUUCCAGUCAAGCCUUUAUUCCUUGAUGUGGCAUGGAACUACAUUGAUUAUCCCCGUGAAGGUGAGCAGCGAGAGGCUCCAGCCCAGGCUGGUCAACCUCCAGCUCCAGCUUCGGAAGAAGAGAACAAGGGCCGUCGUGGAUGGUUUGGAUUUGGUGGUCGCUAG
Molecule: messenger RNA, 1833 nt
Organism: Penicillium soppii
Lineage: Eukaryota; Fungi; Ascomycota; Eurotiomycetes; Eurotiales; Aspergillaceae
Product: signal recognition particle subunit SRP68
Exons: 3
Coding region: 1-1833 (610 amino acids)
Biological process (GO): SRP-dependent cotranslational protein targeting to membrane
Cellular component (GO): signal recognition particle, endoplasmic reticulum targeting
Molecular function (GO): signal recognition particle binding; 7S RNA binding; endoplasmic reticulum signal sequence receptor activity
Source: RefSeq, a predicted model, not a curated record